AGAUCUAGAUCUAGAUCUACAACUUGGAGCAGGCUUGAAGGUCUCCCAUUUCUAGAUUGACCGGGUUUUACUGCAGCUAUCAGCAUUUUGGGCAAAUUAGAAACUGGCGAGAGGCGAUUAAACCCCAUACCCAUUAGCUCGUCACUCAUACUUCCUGCCCAGAGUUCAAAGUCUCCCCCCUCUCAAACAUUGACAACCUCAUACUCGAAGCUCGUGUUGUGGAACAAUUGUGACUGGAUCCUCUCAUCUUACGCACGCUAUAAUUGGAUAGCACGCUUGGGAGAAAAAUGCGGAUGGAGAUCACAUUUGCCGGUUCGCGUUCGUUGACUGCCGAGAUUUCUCAAUCCAUUAGCAAGUCACACAAUGCUCAUCAGUGAAUUUCAGCGUCGACCUCUUUUCGACCUGUGUCUCUCUUCCUCUCAGUCCCGUCUAAUCUAUUCCGCUGAUUGUGAUCCACAUCGACUACAAUUCAGUUCUCGCGCCUCGAGUCAAGUUGAGCUUCUGAAGGCAAGAAGAACUAUAAUGGAGUGGAUCCAGUGAAGGACUUUUGUUCACAUUUAUCAUCGCCCAAAAGCUUAAGUUGGUAGAGUACAAUUGGUUGACUGAGUACAAUUGUAGAAGAAUCAGAUUUGGCAACAAUGGCGGCUGUUACCGAGGAUCAUCAACUUCGGAUCAGAACGGCUCCUCCUCGCUCUGCUUCACCGGCUCGACAAAGGCUUCAAAUCACCAUUCCCAGAGUUCAAAGGCUUGCUCUGCAGAUGGGGUCACCUCGAACUCAAAGAAACCAGCUGAAUUCUCCUCGAGCUCAAAAGCUUCAGAUGUCAUCCUACUUGUCGCCGGUCACACAAGGCGCGUACAUCACACUGGUGCUCGCCGAGAAAUUUACUCAUUUCUCAGGUGUGGGUGUGAUGACUUGCCCUGCAUAUUGGAUUGUGAGCGAUGAAAAGUUCACUGUUAUUAGGCCUUUGGAAGAUAAUGGCUGGUUCAGACCACACAAUGUUGAUGUCCACGUUACUGACAAUGAAACCUUAAGGUAAAGAACUGA
Marchantia polymorpha subsp. ruderalis is the source of this 1045-nucleotide messenger RNA. NCBI's taxonomy places the organism in Eukaryota, Viridiplantae, Streptophyta, Marchantiopsida, Marchantiales, Marchantiaceae. The record is from the annotation of a GenBank genome assembly.